Messenger RNA from Nerophis lumbriciformis (worm pipefish), 748 nucleotides. Its product is annotated as biglycan-like. Lineage: Eukaryota; Metazoa; Chordata; Actinopteri; Syngnathiformes; Syngnathidae. Gene Ontology annotation, molecular function: protein binding. The record is from RefSeq and is a predicted model, not a curated record.
GGCGUCUUUGGGCGUUGUUGAUCUGCUCAAACACUUCAGACUUUGGCCGUCAAGUUGACUUGAUGAGAAGCGGCGACACAGGUGAGCUUCAAUUCUUCCAGAACGUUUCGUGCUUUGCUUGUGACAUGCGGAUACGUUACCAGGAUAAGAAGCGAUGGCGGCGAUACACGACCCACUCUUGGCGCUGCUGCUACUCCUCGCCAUCUGCGGCCUCCACUGCUCCUCACCCCGACCCUCCUGUCCGGACUCCUGCCGCUGCCCGUGGCCCUCGGUGUUGAACUGCUCCGCCUCGGGCCUCUCCGUCAUGUCGCCGCGGCACAUCCAGGACUUCGUGGCCGAGCUGGACUUCUCUCACAACCUCCUGGAAGGGGUGGUCGCGCCGGCGCGGUCGCUUCGCCGGCUGCGGAGCGUGCGGCUGGGCAACAACAGCAUCGCCCGCCUGUCCCUCUGCAUCCAGAGGCAGCGCCGUGUCAAAGGUCACGGGUGUGUCGCCUGGGCCCCCGACCUGCAGCUGCUAUCUGCCGAGAGGAAUCGGCUACGGCGACUCCCCGAAGGAUUGCCCGCUCUUGAGGCCUUGGAGGUCCUGCAGUUGUCCUUCAACAACAUCUCGAGCAUUCAGCCCGGUGAGCUUCACAAUCUGCACCAGCUGAGGGAAUUGCACCUUCAACACAACCUCAUCAGCAGCCUGCAGCCGCACGCCAUCCAGCAUUUGAACCGGCUCAAGUUGUCAGAGGGACGCGGCCACUGA